AUGGAUUUGGCUGUCAAUUAUUUGGACAACUUAACCAGGGUUCCAAGAUUUGACACACUCAUCAUGUUUCUUCCAUCCUCAGACAACGCUGAUGUUGUUAAGAUAUGGGAUGAAGUGUUGGACAAUGAGGCAACUCCGAUUGAGUAUGCCGAGAAGCUUGAUAACCUGCAUACAAAGUAUUGCCCCAAGCGAUGA
Messenger RNA from Prunus armeniaca (apricot), 195 nucleotides. Lineage: Eukaryota; Viridiplantae; Streptophyta; Magnoliopsida; Rosales; Rosaceae. The record is from the annotation of a GenBank genome assembly.